GGUUCGUUUGCCAAAUGUUCAGGAAUCCAAGAUCAGGCCGGAUAAUCAGUGCAUUAUGUCUGAUUAUCGGCUUAAUGUAUCUGUCCGUACAAUGGACGGUUUCCAGCGAUAAGCCAUCCAUAGACAUGGCUUCAUCUGUCUCGAGCUUAGUCAACCAAAGCCAUCGUCAUGUGUUUGAGCCAGGUAAGACUUUGCAGGGUUUUUGCCCAGUGUGAUACUAUUAAUUUGCACAACCUUUAACGCCCGGUUUCUCGGUACAUAGUAUUAUCCUCAAAUGAUUCGGACAUCAUCCAUUUAUCAAACUUUUACGAUAUUGCUGUUCCACACCCCUUAACACCAUGGACGAAAGCUGAUGACGUUUUACUGAAUAGCUCUCUCGGCCAGCUGUUCAAAAGCGAACUUUUAACUACGGGCGAAGUCGUACCUGAUUUCCGGCACCUAACCAAUCAACAACGGAUGUACAAGGUUUUGUUUCAAAAGUUUGAUCCAAUGGUAAAGGCUGGUAUCAACGUCCAAGAAACCUACGACGAGUUAUGGCAUUUGUUCCGGUCCCUGGAAUCUCGAUUGUAUCCUUGGAUCCACAUGACCUUUAAAUCUGCCUUUGAAAUCCCGGAAAUGUCCCAAGGGACAGGUAUUGUUCUAUGCGUUGGAAACAAUCAAUUCCGCUAUGCUGUCACCGCCAUUAGAGCGCUUAGAGAGAUUUUACACUCCCAACUUCCCAUUGAGAUCUUUUACAUUGACGACAACGACCUAUCGCCCAUGAAGCGAUUGUACUUUGAAACCGAGUUCACCAAUGUCAGAACUCGAGAUAUUUCCAAAGUUAUCGACAACAAAUGGGCCGUACUCGGUGGCUGGGCCAUCAAGCCUUAUGCGAUUUUAGCCUCCAGCUUCACUGAAGUUAUAAUGAUGGAUGCGGACGUCUACUUUUUCCGCAAGCCGGAAGAACUUUUGAGCGACCCUGCAUACCUUAAAACGGGUGCAUUGUUCUUCUAUGACCGCACUCUAUUUCCCAAAUGGUUCAAAGGACGAGACUGGCUUCUCUCCUUUCUACCAACUUAUAGCACUCAGUUCCCGCGCUCCAGAUGGUGGAAUCUCUCGUCCUCCCAUGAACAAGAAGCCGGUGUGGUGGUCAUUAACAAAUCCAAGUCGUUGUUCGGUCUGUUAUCCACUUGCAAGAUGAACGGGAAGAAGGAGCGCGACGAAGUUACCUAUAAGCAUGUCCAUGGUGACAAGGAAACAUUUUGGGUUGGGUACGAAAUGACUCAAACUCCGUAUGCGUUCUUGAAAUCUUAUGGUGCGGUCAUUGGUGGUCUUGGCCAUAAAGGCGAUCCAAGUCAAGUGUGUGGAAAUCAACUUCAUCUUGGAACGGAUGGACGACCCCUUUGGUGGAAUGGAGGCAUGUUCCGUGACAAGAACAAGUACCCCGACGAGUAUCUCCAAUUCACUCAUUUUGCUACUGGGCAAGACUGGGAAUUCCAAACCAGCUGCAUUAUUGAGACUGAUCAUAUAUACCAAACCACUUUAGAAGAACAACAUCUCGGUGAACAAUAUAUCCAGCUUGAUGCUGUGAGGAAACACGACGAAACUAGGAUAGAAGACGGCACUUGGAAUCAAUCGCAGUAAAACUGAACCGUGACAUCUUUUCACCCCCAAAUGACCUUUUUUUUUUUUGGGCCUCUCGGAGAGACAAGCAUGGAUAAGCAAAAGAUCCCUCUCUUUACCUCCCAAAAACUGUAAUAAUGUUUGUUGUUUUUCAUCAUCAUGGCUUUACAGUCCCCCUCUGUAUGUAGUUUUUUUUUUCUUUUUUCAAAAAGUAAUUUAUCAAUGUCACUGGCGAUGACCUUCACAACCUCUGUUGAUAAAAAUAACCCAAUGGCAUUUUCACCAAUGAAUGCCAUUAACACCAACGUACAAUUAAAAGCAUUGGCAAGUUGCCGCAAAAGUACGCCAACCCAACA
Molecule: messenger RNA, 1958 nt
Organism: Umbelopsis ramanniana AG
Lineage: Eukaryota; Fungi; Mucoromycota; Umbelopsidomycetes; Umbelopsidales; Umbelopsidaceae
Exons: 2
Coding region: 457-1623 (388 amino acids)
Biological process (GO): protein O-linked glycosylation
Cellular component (GO): Golgi apparatus
Molecular function (GO): alpha-1,3-mannosyltransferase activity
Source: RefSeq, a predicted model, not a curated record